Trichomonas vaginalis G3 is the source of this 1083-nucleotide messenger RNA. RefSeq names its product glycine-rich protein family. The record is from RefSeq and is a predicted model, not a curated record. Lineage: Eukaryota; Parabasalia; Trichomonadida; Trichomonadidae. The transcript has a single exon. Bases 1 to 1083 code for a protein of 360 amino acids.
AUGACAUUACCAUUAACAAUUUCUGUUUUAAAUGCAGAUCAAACAAAAAUCAACAAACAAAUACUUCCGAAUUCACAAGUAUUAUUAAAAUACCCAUGUGAUGGCACUGGAAAUUCAUGUUUCCCUUAUCAAGUCAUAUUUUCCAUUGGAAUUUACAGAAUCGAACUUUAUGGUGCCUCCGGAGGAGGCAACAGUAGUACCACUAUAGGUGGUAAAGGAUCUUAUACAAGUGGAUACAUUGAUUUUAAGACAAAAACUACCAUGUUCUUCUACAUUGGCCAGAAAGGUUCUCCAAAUGGUGCCAAUACCUAUAAUGGGGGCGGUCACGGCGUAUAUUUUGCACAAGAUCAAAAGUAUGGUGGUUCUGGUGGUGGUGCCACUGAUAUGAGAUAUGUUUCAGGAGAUUGGGAUAAUCUCCAAAAUUUGAAAAGUAGAAUCAUGGUCGCGGCAGGUGGUUCUGGUGCCCAAGACCACUGGACAUUCAUUGAAGGGGCACAUGGUGGUGCUCUUACCGGAAACAACGGAAAACAAGCUGUAAGACCUGGAUACACUAAUAGUAGUGCUUUAGAUAAUGCCGUAGGAGCCACACAAAUUUCCGGUGGAAAAGGUGGCAUUGGUUAUGAAAAAGUAGGAGGUUGGCCAAAUAGUAGAGGAGAAAGUGGAUCAUUUGGAAAGGCUGGUGGACAGCCAAACAAUCAAUGGGGCUCUGGUGGUGGUGGGGGCUAUUAUGGAGGCGGUGCAGGCGCUCUUGUUACAUGGUUAGUAGGAACAGGAUCGUCAGGAUCAUCUUUCGUUUCUGGAUAUCCAAAUUGUAAUGCGAUCAGACCAGAAUACAGUUUAUCAAAUCCUGUCCAUUCAGGCAGUCCUAAUCACUAUUCGGGCUAUGUUUUUCAAGUCCCUAUUAUGCGAAGUGGCUCUGAAUCUAUUCCAUCUCCUACGAAUGAUUUUGUUAUGCAAGAAGGCAAUUCAGGUCAUGGAUAUGUUAAAAUUACUGUCAUCCAACGUUGUGCUGUUGUUUCUUGUGUUUGCAAUAUGAGAUAUAAUUUUAAUAUGAACUUUGCAUCUCCAUUUCUCUUUAGAUAA